AUGCAUGGUCGAGGCAAACACGGUUAUUUCCCCUCUCCCUCUCGUUUCGCUAUUCACAUCUUCUUUCUUUUCUCGCCACAUUUCUUUUCUUUUGCUUCUCCGGGUGUACCGUCGCAGAUCAAGAAAGAAGCCGUCAUUGUGCACACCUUUUCCCCCAUCCUCAAGCUGACCCACGAACAGAGACCACACACACAGACACGCACACAAGUGAUGGCACAACUAUACGUGAACUACACAAGCCACGUGGAGAACGUUAACACAACUCUUCCCUACAACGCCGCAGAUGCCGAUGUUCGUGCAUCGCUGUCGCGUCUGUACGGCGACGGUUUGUCGCAAGUGGUGAGUUUCAUGGACCCGCAGUUCAUCACCCGACAUCUCCGAACCCUGAGUGCCGUGUGUCCGCAGAUGAGACUGGACACGGAGGCGCUGACAAACAGAGCUGACGUUGGAGAGAACUGUCGUGGUGUCGUGAUACAAGACAACCACCUGAUCUACCGGAUCGCAUCGGUGAAACGCGAUGUAACUCCAGAAAGGCUUGCGGAGUCGCUGUGGUGGGCGGAUCGGUGCGGGCUGCCGCUGACUGUCACCGUCGGCAAUGAGCGCAGAGACGUGCUGGCGUUUCUCACGGAUCGUGUGCGAGACCGAGUGGAGGAGCUGCGCAUUGAAGUCAACACAGAAGCUGCGAGCGUGC
This is a messenger RNA of Leptomonas pyrrhocoris, 691 nucleotides long. RefSeq lists its product as hypothetical. The record is from RefSeq and is a predicted model, not a curated record. The transcript has a single exon. NCBI's taxonomy places the organism in Eukaryota, Euglenozoa, Kinetoplastea, Trypanosomatida, Trypanosomatidae. The annotation marks the transcript as partial.